AUGGAACUGACCAUGGAGAGCCUGGGCAGCCUGCACGGCGUGUCCCACUCGCAGGCCGGGGAGCUGAUGAGCCCUGCCCACGGCCGGCCGGCUGCCCACCGGAACCUGGUCUCCCACGCCCGGCCGGCCAUGGUGUCCAGCAUGGCCUCGAUCCUGGACGGCGCCGGGGACUACCGGCCGGAGCACAGCCUGGGGGGCCCCUUGCACCCGGCCAUGAGCAUGGCGUGCGAGUCCCCCUCGGGCAUGAGCCUGAGCAGCACCUACACCACCCUGACCCCGCUGCAGCACCUGCCCCCCAUCUCCACCGUCUCGGACAAGUUCCACCACCCGCACCCGCACCCGCACCACCACCCGCACCAGCGCCUGCCCGCCAGCGUCAGCGGCAGCUUCACGCUCAUGCGGGACGAGCGGAGCCUCUCCUCCAUGGGCAACCUCUACGGCCACUACCCCAAGGACAUGCCGGCCAUGGGGCAGCCCCUCUCCCCGCUGCCCAACGGCCUGGGCCCCCUGCACAACGCGCAGCAGCCGCUGGCCCCCUACGGCCCCGGAGGGCACCUGGCCGGCGACAAGAUGCUCUCGCCCAGCGGCUUCGACUCCCACGCGGCCAUGCUCUCCCGGAGCGAGGAGCACCUGGCCCGCGGGCUGGGCGCGCCGGGCGCCGGCAUGAUGCCCCCGCUGAACGCCAUGCACCACCCGGGCCACCCCCACGGCCAGCCCAACGGCUCCCUGCUGGGCGAGCGGGAGAGGCAGGCGUCCGCCUCGGGCUCGCAGGCCGGCGGCUCCGGGCAGGUGGAGGAGAUCAACACCAAGGAGGUGGCGCAGAGGAUCACGGCCGAGCUGAAGCGCUACAGCAUCCCCCAGGCCAUCUUCGCCCAGCGGAUCUUGUGCCGCUCGCAGGGGACCUUGUCCGACCUGCUGCGCAACCCCAAGCCCUGGAGUAAACUCAAAUCCGGGCGGGAGACCUUCCGGAGGAUGUGGAAGUGGCUGCAGGAGCCCGAGUUCCAGAGGAUGUCGGCGCUGCGGCUCGCAGCCUGCAAACGCAAAGAACAGGAGCAGCAGAAAGACAGGAACCUGCAGCCCAAGAAGCAGCGGCUGGUCUUCACGGACCUGCAGCGCCGCACCCUGAUCGCGAUCUUCAAGGAGAACAAGCGCCCCUCCAAGGAGAUGCAGAUGACCAUCUCGCAGCAGCUGGGCCUGGAGCUCAACACCGUCAGCAACUUCUUCAUGAACGCCCGCCGGCGGUGCAUGAACCGCUGGCAGGAGGAUGCGGGCGCCAACCCUGGGGUUCCCUCAUCUUCUACAAGCACUUUCUCCAAAGCAUGA
This is a messenger RNA of Mauremys mutica (yellowpond turtle), 1323 nucleotides long. It is a transcript of the gene ONECUT3, whose product is annotated as one cut homeobox 3. The transcript is spliced from 2 exons. NCBI's taxonomy places the organism in Eukaryota, Metazoa, Chordata, Testudines, Geoemydidae. The record is from RefSeq and is a predicted model, not a curated record. Gene Ontology annotation, cellular component: nucleus. Gene Ontology annotation, molecular function: RNA polymerase II cis-regulatory region sequence-specific DNA binding; DNA-binding transcription factor activity, RNA polymerase II-specific. Gene Ontology annotation, biological process: regulation of transcription by RNA polymerase II. The coding region runs from base 1 to 1323 and encodes 440 amino acids.